Corythoichthys intestinalis (scribbled pipefish) is the source of this 1664-nucleotide messenger RNA. RefSeq names its product F-box protein 16 (gene fbxo16). The transcript is spliced from 11 exons. Gene Ontology annotation, molecular function: protein binding. The record is from RefSeq and is a predicted model, not a curated record. Bases 87 to 1664 code for a protein of 525 amino acids. NCBI's taxonomy places the organism in Eukaryota, Metazoa, Chordata, Actinopteri, Syngnathiformes, Syngnathidae.
AUGGACGUUCUGGCCGUCGGGAGAAGUCGAGACAAGUAACAGUGUGUUUAGAUGUGGAUUUUUUACCCCCUUUGACUCAAGUGUUGAUGAACAAGAAGAUGCCACAAGCGCCAAGGUCUCCUGCAAGUCCUGCCAAAUUGCAGACUAGGAUGAGCGCCUGGACGCCUCUCAACCACUCUCCGUCAAACUGCAAGGUUUUUGAAGAGAGACGCAGCCUUCUGGCAAAGUGGUUUGACAGGUGGUCUGACAGGCAGAGGAAGUUGGUGCUGCACGACUUCGUCAAGAGAUGCUCCAAGGAGCAGCUCCGCUAUGUCGACCUCUGUGUGAGUAGACAGCUCCCCCUGCAGGCUGCUGACUUCACAUGCCUGCUACCGAGAGCCAUAUGCCUCUACAUCUUCUCCUUCCUGGACCCACGAAGCCUUUGUCGUUGUGCCCGGGUGAGCUGGCACUGGAAAAGCAUGGUGGAACUGGACCAGCUGUGGAUGCCCAAGUGUCUGCGUCUUGGCUGGUUCAUGAGCUUCACCCCUUCAGUGUUUGAACAAGGAGUGUGGAAGAGACAUUACAUCAUCACUGUGCAAAAGAUGCUGCUCACUGCACAAAUUGAAAAGCAGCAGACAACUCUUCCAGAUGUAGCAACAGUAAGCAGUCGACAUGAAGACAUAUCACUUGGAGUGUCCCUAAGUGAAGGUCUUGGAAGGAUGUCCAGGAGCAGACUGAAAAGGGAGAAGCAUCCACCUGCCCAUCCACCUUGGAGAGACUCCGACAAACAUCCCAACGACAUCGUUCGCUUCAACUAUCUGGACAACUCAGAUCAAGUGCACAUAAAGAGCCAAUCAACCACUCUCAGUAAGAAGAAGGCAGACGACGGGGGACAGAAAACACUGUCUGAGACCAGCUACAAACUACGCAAAGUUAAAUCGCUGAUGUUCCUGACUUCAAACAGUAGACCCCAGCAAUCGCUUUCUCCUCCUUCUGCUCAUGAGACCCCCGAGUCUCGACCCCACUGGGCAUCUCAAAUUCACAGCUACCCUGCCACCAAAGAGGAAGGUGAGAUCCUGCUGCGGCAGGCCCAGUGGAAUGCCGGGAAGCGUCCGGGUCCAGUGAGGACGGCGGUACCCAGGCUGAGUGUAGGGGCGCUGAGGGCAUCCCAGCGAUCAAACAGGAGCAUUCCCAGUGUGGACUUCCUGGCCUAUUUAAGAAGCCUGCCACCAGCACUCGUCCUCCUCGCCAGCCAGACCACCAUUCAGAAACGCCAGUUCGCGAAACCUGAACUACGUGAGCUCCUGUUCAAUGUGUUAAAAGACAGGGGUUUGUUUGGUGAGCCAGCCCCGACAGAGGGGCCAGGUGCUGUGCCUGGUGUUCCCCCACUCCGUACCUCCCCAAGUCAGGCUGCUAUGUCGGCCGAGGAGCUGAGGAUAACGCUUCGCAUAAAAGAGGUUGAGGUGAGACACAAGGAGUUGGAGGUGGAAGCCAUGCAUCUUCGGGUGAAAGCUCUGGAGCUAGAGCGCGGUGCGGCUCCUACAGCCAGCCCCUCAACCCCACAGUCACCGCUCACAGGUGUGGACUUCCUGGCCUAUUUAAGAAGCCUGCCACCAGCACUCAUCCUCCUCGCCAGCCAGACCAGCAUUCAGAAACGCCAGUUUGUGUGUUCGGUUCAGCAGUGA